AUGUCCGACCUGCAGCAGAGAGAAGAAACACGCACGCGCCGGCGCCGAAGGGAGCGGCCGAUGCUCGUCUGCCUCGAAUGUCAUCGCCGAAAGCUGAAAUGCAACAAGCAACGGCCCUGCGACCGGUGCUCAAAGAAUAACCCACCGCUUAAAUGCACGUACGUCAGACCAGUCCUCGGCACCGCACCGAAGCGGUCGACCCAUGAGCAGCAGCAGCAAGCAUCCAACGAUAGGGAACAAAGCCCCAAUGCCAGGCAUACGCCGGGUCGCUCCGGCGACCCAGCAGAUCCAAGAUCCGACAACACAUCAUCAGCUGCACUCCGCAGCGCUUCAGCUACCGAAUCUCGAGAUAGAAGCGUGGAAGACGAUAAUGGGGAUUCCCCGACUCCAGAGCCCCAAGAGGGCUUGAUUGAUGGGAAUGCAGAUGUGCUGGAUUUGUCCGAAAACGCCGGGGUCCCGACCGCAAAGCCGAGCAAACUCAAUUCAAGAAGAACUUGGUAUGGGCGUAGUAGCAAUCACUGGCUAUUCCCCAAGUUUCAACACAUCAUGUCUCUGAUGGGCCAGGCUGGAUUCUCUUUACCCAGCGGCGAGUUCACAACUUUCAACGAGCUCAAGACUCGAUUAUACCAGCGGCGGACCCUGUUUCUCGGAGAGACCCAAGGACCCCAACUGUCCAUAUUUGAAGAGUUCCCACCCAGGAGCACAACCGAGCUCCUAAUCGAGAGGUAUUUCGACACUUUUGGCUCCGUCUUUGCGCUGUUACAAAAGCCAACCUUCCAAGACCAAGCCUUGAGGUUUUGGGAAAAGCCUGAAAGCGUGCCCAUUGCCAUCUGCAUACAAAUCUUGCUAGUCAUAGCAAUUGGGAACGGUACUCUUGACACCACGAGCGGCCGGCUGCCGGACACCAAGAUUGAGGGUUGGUGGCAUCUCAUUCUAGCUUGGCAGAGCGUCGCCCUUCGAUCUAAUCCCUGCGAUGUCAGCACGCUCCAAGCAUGUUGCCUCAUCGAUAUCAUGAGGCAGGUUUACAGCCUAGAUUCGACAGCCACAUGGUCCUCAUCCGGCAUGCUGGCGCGCAACGCCAUGGUGGCAGGUCUGCAUCGCGAUCCCUCAAUCACAGGAGACCGCCUCUUCAAGGGCGAGCUAGAGACUCAGCAGAAUCUCUGGUACACAAUUCUGGAGUUAGACUUGCAAAGCUCCAUGACUGAGGGAAUUGUGACAACGGUAGGGCCGGACGACUGGGAUAUGUCGCUACCGGCACCUCCUUCAAGAUCGAACGGCAUUGGUGAGGGAGCUCACCUGGACGCCUCGUCACCGGUGGGCUACUUGAUAUCGACUUUGAGGACGCGGAUGCGCAUCGCCAACUUCCUCAACGACAUCAGAUGCUCCACGAAAUAUGAAGAGGCUUCCAGACUGCAGGAGACAUUGGAAGCUGUAGCGCGUCCGCUGCUAGCAAAUAGUUCUCCUGAUCAUGGAAACUUUGCGUUGUGUUUCUCAUCUAUUCUCUGCCAGAGGUCACUACUUGCUCUUCAUUUACCGUUCGGGGUUCAGAGGAGCUCAUCACUGGCUUUCUCGUACACCUUGUGCGUCAGCACCGCCAUCUCAAUCCUCGAGACCAUUGAUCCUCCCAAAAAAUUGGCGAAAGCCCAUGAUAUGGGCGGACUAGUGAACAUGAUGAGAACGUCCGGGUCCUUGUUUCGAACCGUGGCUCUUCAAUCCGUGCUAUUUCUCUGUUAUCAGGUGGAAGCGUCCAUCAACGACAACAAGCCCUGGACGUUGAUCGCCGAGCUCAGAGAUCGGAUCAUAGAUAUCAUCGACCGCUACGCCGUCAUUGCCGAGAGAAGGCUGGCAACGCAAGACUUUGUGGGAAAGGCUUUCAUCAUCGCCAAUAUGGUGUCGGCGAAGGCCAAGCUUGUGAGGAUGGGACACAGCGGAGCGGAAAUCGAUGCGGCGAGCCCAGCUAUGGCUAAAGAUAUCGCAGAGGUCUGCUUCACCAUUUUCCGCAAUCGACCGGAUAUCCCCGGCCCUGGCAAUGAGAGCGCGGUAUCAUUAUCGUUUGUCGAUCAAUGA
Messenger RNA from Colletotrichum godetiae, 2067 nucleotides. RefSeq lists its product as uncharacterized. Gene Ontology annotation, cellular component: nucleus. The transcript has 2 exons. The record is from RefSeq and is a predicted model, not a curated record. Gene Ontology annotation, biological process: DNA-templated transcription; regulation of transcription by RNA polymerase II. NCBI's taxonomy places the organism in Eukaryota, Fungi, Ascomycota, Sordariomycetes, Glomerellales, Glomerellaceae. Bases 1 to 2067 code for a protein of 688 amino acids. Gene Ontology annotation, molecular function: DNA-binding transcription activator activity, RNA polymerase II-specific; zinc ion binding; RNA polymerase II cis-regulatory region sequence-specific DNA binding.